GGCCCGGCCGGCUGGGGGCGGAGCCCGGUGUGCAGCGGCGAGGGCGGCCGCGGCGGGAGGUGGAGCCUCUGCCCGGAAGCCGGCGACCUGCGGCCAUGGCUGUGCCGGCGCGCGGCUCCUUGCUGCUCGGCGGCCGACUCGGCCGCGUGCGGGCGCAGGGCGGGAGCGUGUUCCGGGGCUUUCGGAGCAGCGGCGUGAGACACGAUGCCGUUAUUAUCUCAGGAACUGAAAUGGCCAAACAAAUCCAGAAAGAAAUACAGAGAGGUGUGGAGUCAUGGAUUUCCCUUGGGAACAGAAGACCUCACCUCAGUAUCAUUUUGGUGGGGGAUAACCCAGCAAGUCAUACGUACGUCAGGAAGAAGAUCAGAGCCGCCUCUGCUGUAGGAAUCUGUAGUGAGAUCAUUCUAAAACCUAAGGAUGUUUCUCAGGAAGAACUUUUGGAUAUAACUGAUCAACUGAAUCUGGACCCAAGAGUCAGUGGUAUAUUAGUUCAGUUGCCACUACCAGACCAUGUGGACGAGCGAACCGUGUGCAAUGGAAUUGCCCCUGAAAAAGAUGUGGAUGGAUUCCAUAUCAUCAACAUUGGAAGACUGUGCCUUGACCAGCGUUCUCUCAUACCUGCCACCGCCAGUGCUGUUUGGGAAAUCAUCAAGAGGACAGGAAUUGAAACAUUUGGGAAAAAUGUGGUUGUAGCUGGAAGAUCCAAGAAUGUAGGGAUGCCCAUCGCCAUGCUUUUGCACACUGACGGAGAGCACGAGCGGCCGGGAGGUGAUGCAACAGUGACCAUAGCUCACAGAUAUACUCCUAAAGAACAACUGAAGACCCAUACUCAGCUGGCAGAUAUUAUCAUAGUAGCUGCUGGUAUUCCAAAGUUGAUUACAUCAGAUAUGGUUAAAGAAGGUGUUGCUGUAAUCGAUGUGGGUAUCAACUACGUCCAUGACCCAGUGACGGGAAAGACAAAAUUGGUGGGAGAUGUGGACUUUGAAGCUGUAAAGAAGAAGGCUGGCUUUAUCACUCCAGUUCCAGGAGGUGUGGGACCCAUGACGGUGGCGAUGCUUCUGAGGAACACUCUUCUGGCAGCUAAAAAACUCAUUUACUAGGUCACAGGAAAGAAUAAAACAGAAUGAAAUCAUGCUCCUUAUUUAUUUGACAAAGGGCAAACACCUUUAUAUUUUACUACAAAGCUAUUUAUUUCUACAUCGUAUUUAUUUUUCAUGGAUGGAGUCGUCGUGGAUCAGAUGAUUCAUGCAACUUGACGCAUUUCCUGCUCACAGAUUUUGAGUUUUAGAGGAAAAAAAAAAAAAGAAAAACAAACAAUUCCAGUGAAAACUUUGGUAACAGUGGUUUAUUUUGUGAACAAUAUUUGUUCAUAAUAUUAAACAAUAAAGGGCUCAUAAUAAAUGAAUAUAUUUUUGACACAAAUAUCGCACACGGUAUGCUUUCAACAGAUGUCUUAUCAGCCAAAUGGGUGCCCGCGGACAAUAUAAUUGAGAUUUUGACAUAAGCAGGCUCCAUUUUUAUAUAUUUUGUUUAUUACAUGCUGAAAAAGAGCUUACGUGCUAAAAGAUAAAAUAUUAAAAGUAAAAUCUUGAUCUCAUGUGUCUCCCAGAUGGAUGCUGUGAGGCAUCUUAAGGAGAAACGAUACUCCAUUCAAGGUAAGAAAAGUAAACAAAGAAAGCAAAAAAAAAAUGCAGUGCUGCUUAGAAAGGUAGUGGUCAUUUCAAACUGUGAAUGACUACUUGCCGUAGUAAAAAUGUAAUGAGAAUAUGUUAGGCUUACGUGUAAUUUCUUUCUUCUAGAAAAAUAUUUGGAUAAUACCUCCCUUGAGGAAUAAUGGAAAAUCCAAACCAAACAUAUAAAACAAAACUGUGGUUGUUUCUUCCCACAAAUAGUAGAAAAAUAUGGUAUAGUAUGAGUGAGGACUUCAUUAAAGAAUGAAGGUUUGUUCAUAGAUUCGGAAAUUAAUAGGAAAAUAAUAGAUUUAUAAUGUGCCAAAGCUAAACCUUAGACUAUAACUGAAAAUCUACUGCUUUGUUGCCCCCAAUUCUUCCCUCUUUUGUUAUGGCAGUUGAGUUGGUUCUCAGAGUAGAUGCCACAUUUCUAACACAAUUUAAAUUAGGAAAUACACCUGAAUGUCACUUGAAGGCUAUUUUGAGACUACCCUACUCACUUAAUUGUAUUGUUUUCAUGCCGAAUGCCGGUGUGUUUAUGUACCAAUAACGAUUCUUACCCAGUGCAUGUUUUUAUCAGUGCGUGCCCCUGAUCAAUUGUGUGAAAAUAGUCUAGAUACUUAUAAUUAAUCAUAUUUCAACUGUAUAAUAAAAGUGAUUUGAAGAA
Mustela lutreola (European mink) is the source of this 2337-nucleotide messenger RNA. RefSeq names its product methylenetetrahydrofolate dehydrogenase (NADP+ dependent) 2 like (gene MTHFD2L). The record is from RefSeq and is a predicted model, not a curated record. Bases 96 to 1100 code for a protein of 334 amino acids. The transcript is spliced from 8 exons. Gene Ontology annotation, cellular component: mitochondrion. Gene Ontology annotation, biological process: tetrahydrofolate interconversion. Gene Ontology annotation, molecular function: methylenetetrahydrofolate dehydrogenase (NADP+) activity; methylenetetrahydrofolate dehydrogenase (NAD+) activity; methenyltetrahydrofolate cyclohydrolase activity. Lineage: Eukaryota; Metazoa; Chordata; Mammalia; Carnivora; Mustelidae.